Messenger RNA from Protopolystoma xenopodis, 567 nucleotides. The record is from the annotation of a GenBank genome assembly. NCBI's taxonomy places the organism in Eukaryota, Metazoa, Platyhelminthes, Monogenea, Polystomatidea, Polystomatidae.
AUGGCCGGAAAUCUGAUCCCAAUCCUAAAAACUGGUCAGCAAUUGCACUUGGAUGUACGCGCGUUUCAGGAGAACCGGCUUACCUUCCCGAUCAGAAUUCGAGAGCCAACUAUUGAUGGUACCUCACCACCAGGCACAGGGAAGCUGGCCUUUUUCCGAGAACCUCGCAGUGGCAAAAUGGAGCCUUCGAGCCUCCGACCGAUUACCACCCUCGAGGUCCGGUUACCAGGCCUUAGUGUCGACCUGUUACCAUGUGAAGCAGAAGACAUUGCAAGGUCUGAUUUGGACUACAAUUUUCUGGCCUGCCAUAUUGGCUCAGAUUGGCCAAGACUUGCGGCUGCACUCGGCUUCAGCGUUGGUGAGAUCCAAGAAAUGCAGACUCAAGUUCUCAAAUCUGGUGCUAUCGGAGAGUCCGCGGAGGUCGAGAGGGCUAAGCUGAUGAUACUUCGUUGGGAAUCGGUGAAACGCAAAGAACCAGAAAGCCCAGCACACGCAGCCUUAGGUCAGAAUCAAAUGAUUGCCUAUAAAUUCAUCUGGAGUUGCAAUAAGAUGAUGAAAAUGAGCUAG